GAGGCGAAGGUCAAGAAGUAAACAUGGCGGCCCGCAGUGUGUUGAGGUCUGUUUGGACCUCUUUUGCGGGCUUAAAAUUAGGAGCUACAGGCACCAACGUGAGCGCCCUUCAAAGGAUAAAUGUUCCUCAGCCGCCUGCUUUAAGCAUCCAGAGCAGAGGGAUCCGCCAAGUGGUGGAGAAGCAAGAGGGUAAAACAACAAUGAUUGAGGGACAAAUUGUGAAGGUUCCAGCAGGACCACAACCUCCAAACCCCACAGCCAAAUGUCCUAUCUACAGAUGGAACCUACAGCACAAGUACAACUACACGGAUGUCUUGUUGCUCAGUCAGUUCAUCAGGUCAGAUGGAGGGAUGUUGCCCAGAAGAGUCACUGGUCUCUGUCCAGAGGAGCAUCGCAAGAUUACCAUCUGUGUGCAGAUGGCUCACAGAGCAGGUCUACUCCCUGACCACAGACCCAAACUUCCAGAGGGCCAUGUCCCGAAGAAGUCCAAGCCACAGCUUAACAGAUACUUGACUCGCUGGUCCAUUAACUCGGUGAAACCAAUCUACAAAACUGGACUUAAGUGGUGUAAAAAGCGCAUGUCUGUUGGCCACCCAGCACUCAAGAACAAUGUGUGUUACGGUGUCAAGCCCCUUUACAUAAAACACUGACGGAUAGCAAGCCUGACGAAUCAGAACAGCAACUGCAGGGGAGUAUGCUGGCCCAUAAUGCGGGGAUGCAGUGGAUUUCCACAUCUUUUAUCUGCAUCUGCAGUUUAUCCUGACAUUUGUCUCAUCUCCCUGGGAAAAGGCCUAAAAGCUUCGCCCAUCUGUAUUUAUUCUACCUUUUGUUUAUCAAGUUGCGUCAUGCUUUCAAUGAAUCAUGCUCAGACCCACCCUGAACCAUCCAUUUUUUCUGUGUGGGUUUUCAAAAAGCCCUUGAAGUGAACUCACUGACAACUUAAUGUGAGCAACAACUGGGUUAGUGUGACACUUUCAAAGUAGGUGGUAUGUUGACUGUGUAUACUCAAGGCAACACAGAUGUGCAAAUAAAAUGUGUCUGUUUA
Molecule: messenger RNA, 1045 nt
Organism: Toxotes jaculatrix (banded archerfish)
Lineage: Eukaryota; Metazoa; Chordata; Actinopteri; Toxotidae
Gene: mrps18a
Product: mitochondrial ribosomal protein S18A
Exons: 6
Coding region: 24-650 (208 amino acids)
Biological process (GO): mitochondrial translation
Cellular component (GO): ribosome; mitochondrial small ribosomal subunit
Molecular function (GO): small ribosomal subunit rRNA binding; structural constituent of ribosome
Source: RefSeq, a predicted model, not a curated record